Betta splendens (Siamese fighting fish) is the source of this 1779-nucleotide messenger RNA. Its product is annotated as zinc finger protein OZF-like. Gene Ontology annotation, molecular function: DNA-binding transcription factor activity, RNA polymerase II-specific; RNA polymerase II cis-regulatory region sequence-specific DNA binding. The transcript has 2 exons. NCBI's taxonomy places the organism in Eukaryota, Metazoa, Chordata, Actinopteri, Anabantiformes, Osphronemidae. The record is from RefSeq and is a predicted model, not a curated record. Gene Ontology annotation, cellular component: nucleus. Bases 97 to 1413 code for a protein of 438 amino acids. Gene Ontology annotation, biological process: regulation of transcription by RNA polymerase II.
GAAGAAAGACAGCAGGAGGGACUCUGAGAUCUGGUUCUGCCAUUUUAGAGGCCACAGUCAGAGCAGAGAGCUGCUAAAAUUUAGCGACGGGUCGAAAUGGAUCAGUACAAACUCGAAAUGAAAGAAGAGGACUUUUAUCAAGACCAAAUAAGGAGCGAUACAGAGCAGCAGGAUCCGAGUUUAAACGAGCAGCGCCGGUCUAAUAGCGGAAUAAAGUUGGAGCAGCAGAAACCGAAUUUAACCGAACAGCACUGGUCCACUAGCGGAAUAAAGGAGGAGCAGCAGAAACCGAAUUUAACCGAACAGCACUGGUCCACUAGCGGAAUAAAGUUGGAGCAGCAGCAGGAACCGAAUUUAACCGAACAGCACUGUUCCACUAGCGGAAUAAAGGAGGAGCAGCUGGAACCGAGUUUAAGCGAGCAGCACCAGUCCACUAACGGAGCUGAGGAGGAGCAGCAGCAGGACCUCGACCAGGCUGGUCCCACAGAUCAACAGAAACAUCAAGCCUUCACCAGACCACCAGAGCUAAAGAAUCAUCAGCGGAAUCACUCUGGAGAUAAACCUUUCAGCUGUGAUCAAUGUGGUAAAACCUUCACUUCGGGAAGUGGCCUAAAGACCCAUCAGCAGAUUCAUACAGGAGAGAGACCGUACACCUGCACUGAAUGUGGAGCAGCUUUCCACAGAUUGAAUGAUUUGAAAAUCCACACUCGUGUUCACACAGGAGAGAGACCUCACACAUGUGAACAAUGCGGAAAAGCAUUCUCUCAGCUCGAUAGCUUACGUACACACCAGCUUGUUCACACUGGAGAGAAGCCUUACUCAUGUGAACAGUGUGGAAAAGCAUUCUAUUAUAGCAGUCGUUUACUGACCCACCAACGUGUUCAUAAUGGAGAGAAACCAUACUCAUGUGAACAGUGUGGAAAAGCAUUUCUUUACAUCAGUCGUUUACGUACACACCAAAGUGUUCACACUGGAGAGAAACCUUUCUCGUGUGAACAGUGUGGAAAAGCAUUCUCUUGGCUCUCGGAAUUCCAGCAACACGAGCGUGUUCACACUGGAGAGAAACCGUACUCAUGUGAACAGUGUGGAAAAGCAUUCUCUAGGAUGAAGAGUUUACAGCAACACCAGCGGGUUCAUAGUGGAGAGACACCUUACUCAUGUGAACAGUGUGAAAAAGCAUUCUCUUACCUCAGUAGCUUACGCAUGCACCAACGUGUUCACACUGGGGAGAAACCUUACUCAUGUGAGCAGUGUGGAAAAGCAUUCUCUCAAAUCAGUAGCUUAUAUACACACCAACAUGUUCACACCGGAGAGAAGCCUUUCUCAUGUGAACAGUGUGGAAAAACAUUUUCUGACAGGAGUAGUUCACAGAGACACAAACAUGUUCACACUAGAGAGAAGCCUUACUUGUGAACAGCGUGGAAAAGCAUUUUCUAAAACUGCAACUGAAAAACUUAAACACCUUCAUGUUCACACUGGAAUGAAACCUUCAUGGUAACCAGUGUUGAAAAGCAUACACUCGGCUGAGUCACUUAGUGACACACCGUGUUCAUACUGGAAAGAAAUCCUAGUUGUGCAAACUGUGAAAAUCAUUCUCUCGGCUAAGUCGCUUACUGCAACCCCAAUGUAUUCACUGUAACGGGAGGGGUUAAAAGGCAAGGACCACUUGAGGAUUGUUUGCAUUAUACUUCUGUGGUGUAUGAUCAUCUGGCUUUUUAUUUGCUUUUCCCAUUAUCUUUUAUUUUUCUCUGUUAUUAAAAUAAACUACACAAACUACAA